Malania oleifera is the source of this 5058-nucleotide messenger RNA. RefSeq lists its product as uncharacterized. Bases 318 to 3932 code for a protein of 1204 amino acids. The transcript has 18 exons. Lineage: Eukaryota; Viridiplantae; Streptophyta; Magnoliopsida; Santalales; Ximeniaceae. The record is from RefSeq and is a predicted model, not a curated record.
ACUCAGCUGAAUCUGAUACUUAAAAAAAAAAAAAAAAAAAAGAAGAGAAAAAAAAUCGGUGUAUAGCACAAACAGCUAAUAAAGCUGGCGAAGUUUUAAGAAUUCUAAAUCUCAACCAAUUGUACUAAAAUCGCUCCCUCUCUCUCUCUCUCUCUCUCUCCCAUCUUGGCAACAGUUGCUUCAUCGUUCACACUGCAAACAGUUCGUUCGAUUGCUCAAAUGUAGAGUUGCUGAUGAUUCUAGGUUAGAGGAAGAGUGCCUGUUUCUGUCUGCGAGUUGCCGAGAGAGAGAGAGAGAGGGGAGAGUCAGAGGCCGCCAUGUCUGCGAGCUUCAGCCCUUCGCGAAGCCCUGCUAGCUUGCGGUUGCAGUUGGGCAGCGGAGUCUCGAGGCUGAGAUCUUCGUCCUUCAAAAAGCCGCCGGAGCCUCUCCGGCGAGCCGUCGCCGAUUGCCUAUCCUCCUCGUCCGCCUCCCACCACGGAGGCCCUUCCACCGUCGUCUCCGAGGCCUCGAGGACUCUACGGGAUUAUCUGGCAGCGACUGCGACAACUGACCUGGCUUACAGUGUGAUUUUAGAACAUACCCUUGCAGAGAGGGAGCGCAGCCCAGCUGUUGUUGCAAGGUGUGUGGCACUUUUGAAGCGGUACCUUUUACGAUAUAAACCUAGUGAGGAGACAUUGCAGCAAAUUGAUCGGUUUUGUGUCAACACAAUUGCUGAGUGUGAUAUAAACCCAAACCGAAGAUUGUCACCGUGGUCACGAUCUUUAGACCAACAAUCGGGAGCAUCUAUAGCAUCUGCAAGUAUUUCUCCUUUGCCUGUAUCUAGUUUUGCAUCAGCAGCACUUGUAAAGUCCUUGAAUUAUGUUCGUUCCUUAGUGGCUCAACAUAUUCCAAAACGGUCAUUCCAACCAGCAGCUUUUGCUGGUGCACCUCCUGCAUCAAGACAGUCACUUCCAACACUGUCAUCUCUGUUGAGUAGAUCGUUCAAUUCUCAAUUAAGCCCUGCAACUGGUGGGGAACCUUCAGAGAACAAAGAUGCUUCGACCUUAUCCAUUUCAAAUGUAUCGAACAUUGAGAAAGUUGAUGUUGUGGAAGAUAUUGAAUACAUUGCCCUUGAUGUUUUAGCAUGGCGCUGGCCUGGGGAACAGCAGUUCCCUUUGGUUUCUCCUGAGAGUGACUGUGUUUUGAAUCCCCAAGACAUGAGUACGCAUAAUUUCCUUGAAGUAGGUGCUGCAGCUUUACUUGUAGGAGACAUGGAAGCAAAAAUGAAAGGUCAGCCUUGGCAACAUUGUGGAAGUGCUGAUAUGCCUUAUCUUGAUCAAAUGUUGCAGCCUUCUUCUGUCACAACAGCUACCAAUUCUGCCUCUGCUCGCCCUCAUUUGAGAGCAAUAACAGCUUCUAAACGCAGUAAACAAGCCCCUCAUCAAAUAUGGGAGGAUUCUCUUGUUAGUACAUUCCGCCCACGUGCGCGGCCCCUGUUCCAGUAUCGUCAUUACAGCGAACAACAACCUUUGCGAUUGAAUCCUGCGGAGGUGUGCGAGGUUAUUGCUGCAGUUUGCUCAGAAACAUAUUCAUCAAAUUCUAAUCUCAUGACAGUUUCAUCCAGAUUGAAUAAUAGCAGUGGAAAGCCGUCGAUGGAUGUGGCUGUGAGCGUCCUUAUCAAACUUGUUAUUGACAUGUAUGUUCUGGAUUCUGGGAUCGCUGCUCCUCUCACUCUGUCUAUGCUUGAGGAAAUGAUUAGCUCCCCGAGAUCAGCUUCUAGGGCUCGUGCUUUUGAUUUAAUUCUGAACCUUGGGGUUCAUGCUCACCUGUUGGAACCAAUAAUUGUUGAUGAUACUUCCACAAUUGAUGAAGAGUACUCUCAAGAGUUAUAUUUUGACAAUGAGUCUCAAUUUGGUACACGACAACAGAGAAACACAGACUCCUUCAAGAUAGAAGCUUCCUCAGCUAUUGAUAAAUUUGAGUUUUGGAUUUUAGGCAUUCUUUAUGAGAUUCUUCUUCUUCUUGUUCAGAAAGAAGAGAAGGAAGAAUCUGUUUGGGCAUCUGCCUUUAGCUGUUUACUCUAUUUUGUCUGUGAUAGAGGCAAAAUUUGGAGGAACAGACUGAAAGGUCUUGAUAUAAGGGUUAUUAAGACACUUUUGGAGAUUAGCAGGAAGAAUUCUUGGGCAGAAGUAGUUCAUUGCAAACUCAUUUGCAUGUUAACAAAUAUGUUUUAUCAAGUUGCUGAUGGACCUGCCCUUGCUGUUUCAAGUACCCCAAUAUUUCUUGUUGACCAGGUCGAUCUGAUUGGGGGAAUUGAGUUUAUAUUUUUUGAGUAUUCUCUUGCAAAUUCAAGGGAGGAAAGGAGAAAUCUUUAUCUGGUUCUUUUUGACUAUGUUUUGCAUCAAAUAAAUGAGGCGUGCAUGGCUACUGGAGUCUCUGAAUAUAGCGAUGAUGAGAUUCAACCGAUUGCUACACUGCUUAAACUUGUAGAUGCACCAGAAGCUUUUUAUAUUUCUGUUAAGCUUGGGGUGGAAGGCAUUGGAGAAAUUUUAAGAAGAUCAAUUUCAAACACAUUGUCUAGAUAUCCAAACAGUGAACGCCUAAAUAUGCUCCUGGAGAAGAUUACUGGGAAGCUUGAUUCAAUUAUAAGUUCAUUUACUCAUUUAGAUAAAGAGUUCUCACAUAUGAUAGAGAUAACAAAAUCUUGCAAGUUUUUGAGUCACAUUGAAGAUUUGGGAAGCAGUUUUGGCAUGAAGGCAAAGCUCUCAUGGGCUACUUUACAUUCUCUUCUUCAUUCAGAAAGAAAUCCUUGCCGUCAGAAUGCAUGCAUCUGGUUGGGUGAUUUACUCAUUGCUGAAAUUAGUGAAGAAAGAAAAGCAACUAUAUGGUCAAAUAUCAAAAACUUGCAGCAACAAAUUACCCGAGCUGGGGUUCAUGAUUCUUCAGUUGCUUCUGAUAUUCCUUUAUCCAUUUGUCUUUUGUGUGGGCUUUUGAAGUCAAAACACAACUUGAUCAGAUGGGGCUUCCUAUUUGUGCUAGAGAGGCUUCUCAUGCGAUCUAAAUUUUUGUUAGAUGAGAAAGAGCUACAGCAUACAAGUAGUAGCGAAGAAGUAGUUGGACAUGUUAACACAGAUAGUCGCCUCGAGAAAGCAAAUGCAGUGAUUGACAUUAUGAGCAGUGCUUUGUCAUUGGUGGCCCAGAUAAAUGAAACAGAUCGCAUGAUUAUUUUAAAGAUGUGUGACAUUCUAUUUUCUCAAUUAUGCCUGAAAGUCCUCCCAGCAUCUGCAACACCUUCUACAGAUGUAAUACAGCAGGGGAAAAUUUUUGGUCGUUCAGAUGAAAGUAAAAAAACCAAAGCAGGGGAGUGCACCAUUCAACAGGAAAACUUUGGCAUGGAGGAACCUAUGGAAAAAAUUGUUGACAGAUUUGGCUGUAAUGGUGGAACUCUAAAUUGUGAGACAGCAUCUAUGGCCGCACUGCUUCUCCAAGGGCAGGCAAUUGUUCCCAUGCAGUUGGUUUCACGUGUUCCUGCUGCUUUGUUUUACUGGCCAUUGAUUCAGCUUGCUGGUGCAGCAACUGACAAUAUUGCAUUGGGCGUUGCUGUUGGUAGCAAAGGAAGAGGAAACCUACCAGGUGCUACAUCAGACAUCCGGGCUACCCUUCUUUUGCUUCUGAUUGGUAAAUGCACUGCUGAUCCUGCUGCUUUCCAAGAAGUUGGUGGAGAAGAAUUUUUUAGGGAGCUUUUAGAUGAUACAGAUUCAAGGGUGGCAUAUUACUCCUCAGCAUUUCUUCUUAAGAGAAUGAUGUCAGAAGAACCUGAAAAGUAUCAACGCAUGCUUCAGAAUAUAAUUUUUAAAGCUCAGCAGAGCAACAAUGAAAAGCUGUUGGAGAAUCCCUACCUUCAGAUGCGAGGCAUACUCCAGCUGUCAAAUGACCUUGGAACCAGGUUGUGAUCUGAUUACUUGAUUUUCUGCAAGUCAAUUUUCUUGACUUGCUCGAGUAGCUUGACAUUCAUUACAACACACGCUCAUGAUGUUUUAGUGCUCAGCGUUAUCUGGCCUAAGUUCAAAGUAUGCAUAAUCAGAAGAUUACUAAUUUUCUGAGCUCACAUGCAGUAGCUCUGGAAAUUGGUUCCUUAAUGUGAUUCAUGCUGGCUGAAAUGUUAAGCUAAGCUUGAAGUAUAACUUCCACUAUGAUAGUGGAUGGUGCUCGCUAAUUGUUUGUGGAAUAUUUUGCGGUUCAAUGGUGACCUGUCUGGCUGUGGGUUUUGCACCAAGAUAAUAGGUAAUGGUGAGCCAUCCUGUGGCAGCUUUCCAUACUCAUAUCCAAAUUGUACAUGUGUCUAAUUUUGAAUUGAUGAGGAAUUCCUGUAUACGGUGAGAACUAUGAAGCCCAACCUUCAGCUCAAGGGUUUUGAGCUGGAGAUGUGAGACUGUCAUUAUAAAGUCAAGAGUGCCCAAGUCAUCGCCAAAAGUUUAUGGAGUUACCAUUUAUUCUGCUAUUGGAUGUUUCAGAACAGGAGACUGAAUAAAUCUUCAGUUAUUGGCGUUGCAUAAUGACUGCAGAAGCUUUGUGGGCAACUGGAGAAUACUUGUUCUGUACAGAUCAGAUUUUGUGUUUUGGCCUGCCUGCUUGUUUUGUUAUAUUCCGGAGGCAGCAAUCACGCCGAAUUUUUAGAAAGGCAUAGUAAGAUAAUAAAAAAUAGUUUGUAAAACUAGCAGGGUUUCAUCACCUUGAGUUCGAGAAGAUUAGGCUCCAGAUCCCACUUGUGGAUUGGCAUAAAGUUGCUGUAGCCACAAGAUGCACCAGCUCAAUUCUUAAAAGCGCCGAGGAGCAUCCGUAGGGGGUGCCUGCUAUGAUUUUGCUAUGAUUUGGAUCCAUUGUUCUUUAUUUGUAUCAACAUUGUAUAUAUGGGUUUUUUGGCCUCCUCCUGGACAAAUGGCACUUGUAAAAUGGCUGCUGUGAAAUUUGUUUCAUGUACAAAUUAACAUUGUUACAGAAAUUUGCUUUAACAAAAAAUUUUGACUUGUAAUCAUGGUGAUUGUAAAAUAAUAGCAGUAGAAAAGUUUUGGCUCUAAA